UUUUAGGUCAAGGGUUAUCCUUCCAUUGAUCACCCGGGAACCAGCGUACAACAUGGCAGGCUCACUUAUCAAUUUGUCUAAAGCCUUAACCGGCGUUUCACAAUUAAACGUUGCAAGAGUUACUGCAUUGGCAACUCACAAUGCUGUCCAGAAAAGGAACUAUAGUGUUUCAAAGCGUAUUGAGGUUGCCAAUCCAGUGGUGGAAUUGGAUGGAGAUGAAAUGACUAGGGUUAUCUGGGAAAAAAUAAAGGAAACACUAAUCUUCCCAUAUCUGAAACUGGACACAAUCUACUUUGAUUUGGGCCUGCCAUACCGUGAUCAGACUGAUGAUCAAGUCACCAUCGAUGCAGCGUACGCUAUUAUGAAACACAACGUGGGUAUAAAAUGUGCCACUAUUACACCAGAUGAGCAAAGAGUGGAAGAAUUCAAACUAAAAAAAAUGUGGAAGUCACCGAAUGGUACCAUCCGUAAUAUUCUUGGAGGCACCGUGUUCCGUGAACCAAUCUUGUGCCAGAAAAUCCCCCGCCUUGUUCCUGGAUGGAAGGAAGCAAUCAUUAUUGGGCGCCAUGCCCAUGGAGAUCAGUACAAAGCUACAGAUUUCACCACUGAUUCCCCUGGUAAAUUUGAAAUGAAGUUCACACCAUCUGAUGGCAGUGAAUCCAGAUCCUGGGAAGUGUUUAACUUUACACAUAGUGGUGGAUGUGGUAUGGGAAUGUACAAUACUGAUGAGUCCAUCAAGGGUUUUGCCCACAGCUGUUUUCAGUACGCUAUUUCAAAGAAGUGGCCUCUCUACAUGAGCACAAAAAACACUAUUUUGAAAGCCUAUGAUGGACGGUUCAAAGACAUAUUUCAAGAGAUCUACGAGAAGAAUUAUGUCAAGGAUUUUGAAUCGGCUGGCACUUGGUACGAGCAUCGUUUGAUUGAUGAUAUGGUGGCACAGGUCUUAAAAUCUGCUGGUGGCUUUGUCUGGGCAUGUAAGAACUAUGAUGGAGAUGUGCAGUCUGAUAUUAUUGCUCAAGGGUAUGGUUCACUUGGUUUGAUGUCCAGUGUCUUGGUUUGUCCCGAUGGUAAGACAGUAGAGUCUGAAGCUGCUCAUGGCACUGUCACACGGCAUUACAGAGAACAUCAAAAGGGUAACCAAACAAGUACCAAUCCAAUUGCAAGUAUCUUUGCCUGGACCAAAGGUCUGGAGCAUCGAGCUAAACUAGACAACAACAAGGAAUUAUUAAAAUUCUGUAAUACGUUAGAAAGUGUUUGCGUUGAGACCGUGGAUGCUGGUAAUAUGACCAAGGAUCUUGCAGGAUGUAUUUGGGGACUAAAGAAUGUGAAGCUUGGUGAACACUACAUGAAUACAAUGGACUUCCUGAUGACUAUCUCUUCAAACAUGGAGAAAAAAAUGAAGUAGGAUAAAUUCCGGGAUAUACAGCAGAAUUUGACCCAAUGAUCUUUGUUUUAAACAGAUUGAAUUUAUUUUCUUGUGUACAAUUGUAGUAUAGAGAUCUAUUUAUAGCUAAAACAUGUUCGAAGAAAGUGUGGAUAAAUCACCAUGGUUGGGAAAUGGCCACAUGAUAACGUACUGUGGCUCCACUUUUUUCCUUUAAUAAUUUUUCAUAUUUGCAUAUUAAAUACAUUGUAACAAAAUAAAUAUAUAUAUAUUCUAGUAUUCAGCACCACUCUGAUUGCCAUAUUUGGGUUUUGGAAUUGUACACGUCUCGGCAGUCUUCAUGGUAUUGUCAAUAAAAUGACCACUUCACCAUUUCAACUUUUGCAUCUUUUCGUAAUGCACUCUCAUCUCGUUGCACCAGGAGACUUUGGCAAACUGAGUUAGUGUGAAUAUACUGUAUCUAUGCAUUUAGCGGUAGAAAUUAGCACAGCUCUUUUGUAACACACACAUAAGAUCAGUUAUAAGAGAAAUCUUGAUUCAGUAACAAUUUUGUUUUUCCCUGACCAUUGCACUGAAUUUAUAGUGGUUGCCAACAAAAUUUGUACUGGAAAUUAGCAAACUCCCCAAGGAAAUCCCUAUGGACAUUGCAAGAGACAUUGCUAUUGGCGUUAUCAAAUGUUAUGAAAAAAAAUUUGCCACAUUUUGUAACAAUCUCAUUUUUACUGAGGCAAUGAAAUGGAUAGAUUCUCAGACAGAUGGGAGUAAAUUUUAUUUUACCAGGGAUAUUGCAAUGUUGUGAUUACACAAAGAAGGCUGUAAAUUAUCUGUGCGAAUCUCAUUUGCAGUUGCUUCAAUCGUUUGGUAAAGUUGAUGGGGGUUGGAACAGCGAUGGGACUUUCCUGGGGGGGGGGGGUGUUGAAAGUUACCUGUACGAAUCGUGUUUGUACCUGCUGUAAUUGUUUCUUGAAACAACUCUUCUCAUUAGCUGGAAGUAAGCAUUCAUCCAUCCAGUUUCUUUAUAGGAUGGGAGCGUGCAUGUCGAUUCUCUGAACUUGUUGAAUAGUUUACAUAAUCAAUGCAAUUUUUUGUCAAAUAAUUUUUAAGAAAAAUAACAAUAGCUGCAAUAAAUUUCCAUCUUAGUGUUUUGCUGCUUGACACUAUUAUAUUGAGUUGUAUUGCUACCUUUUAUCAUGCACUUGUGUGAAAUUUUAAUUGGCAGACGUUGGUUCAACAGUGGCCAUCCAGAUUGUGCUAGUUUUGAAGAAUGCAAGACCAGGCGAAACAAAUGUUGAUAGACUAAAAAAAGUUAAUUUAUCCAUUCUCGAAUUGAAUCCCUACUUGCUAAAGUUUAAUUUUAUAAUCUUUUUGGGCCACAAAUCAUUUAGUAAUUUUUUUUUACCACCAUACCCCCAAAUUAUCUUGCCCAAGAAAAUUGUAAGUUACCAUUUUUUUUUGGCAAGUUGAUUUGUUGUGGAAAGGUCCUGUGCCUUUAAUUGCCGCUUGCCUUAUUUCAAUUGUUUGUUGUAUGUCUUCUCUGUACCUUGUCUAAGGAUAGGAAUGUGUGAUCUGUUUGUGUGAUGCAAUGCGUUUUAAAUAAACUAUUGUUUACAGCAA
Messenger RNA from Saccoglossus kowalevskii, 2998 nucleotides. Its product is annotated as isocitrate dehydrogenase [NADP], mitochondrial-like. Gene Ontology annotation, biological process: NADP+ metabolic process; isocitrate metabolic process. Gene Ontology annotation, cellular component: mitochondrion. The record is from RefSeq and is a predicted model, not a curated record. Gene Ontology annotation, molecular function: NAD binding; magnesium ion binding; isocitrate dehydrogenase (NADP+) activity. NCBI's taxonomy places the organism in Eukaryota, Metazoa, Hemichordata, Enteropneusta, Harrimaniidae.